GACAAACGGAAGUAUUAUAUCUAGCUCGACGCUUACGCUGAUAGUCUCUCUUCUCAUUGGCUGACGUCGUGACGCCGUGCGUGCGUAGGCGCUUCCUCAACUUGACUAGCAGCAACAGCAAAAUAGAAGAUGGCUGGUCACCGGUUGGUCCUGGUGUUAGGUGACCUGCACAUCCCCCACCGGUGCAACACUCUGCCAGCCAAGUUCAAGAAGCUGUUGGUCCCGGGGAAGAUCCAGCACAUCCUCUGCACGGGCAACCUCUGCACCAAGGAGAGCUAUGACUACCUGAAGACUCUCGCUGGAGACGUCCACAUAGUCCGAGGAGACUUCGACGAGAACCUGAACUACCCGGAGCAGAAGGUGGUCACAGUGGGCCAGUUUAAGAUCGGCCUCAUCCACGGCCACCAGGUGAUCCCCUGGGGCGACAUGGCCAGCCUGGCGCUGCUCCAGAGACAGCUGGAUGUCGACAUCCUCAUCUCCGGGCACACGCACAAGUUCGAGGCAUUCGAGAACGAGAACAAGUUCUACAUCAACCCCGGCUCAGCCACAGGAGCCUACACCGCACUGGAAAGCAACAUCAUCCCCUCUUUUGUAUUAAUGGACAUCCAGGCGUCUACGGUGGUGACGUACGUUUAUCAGCUGAUCGGCGACGACGUCAAGGUGGAGAGAAUCGAGUACAAGAAAUCUUAAGAGGAGGAGGAGGACGAAGAGUUGGGUUAACAUGGCUCAGUGUCUCAUUUCAUUCCUUUCCACCAGGGGGCAGCAGCAGCCGCUCCCCUGCAGUCACCACAAUGUUGAUGCUGUAAUAAACUGUUCAGUAACUUAACUCUAAAAAAGACCUAUGUAUUAUAUUGUUUAUAUGUCAUCAGCAUUUGCUUGUAUCCGAGCUGUCACUGGGUUUCUGUAGAGAACGCAAUAAUGUCACAUGUAUUUGUUAUCAGAAGAAAUAUUUGGUGCCAUUUUCCUUCUUUUUUUUUUUUUUUUUGGUUUUUGUUAUUUUAGCCCUCGUCAUGUCCUGAACAUGUAACCACCAGGCCUGUAGCUUCAUGUAGUCGGCCUUUUUUCAUUCAUUUCUUCCCCACAAUAAAGAUCUAAUUUCACUCCA
Acanthopagrus latus (yellowfin seabream) is the source of this 1105-nucleotide messenger RNA. It is a transcript of the gene vps29, whose product is annotated as VPS29 retromer complex component. Gene Ontology annotation, biological process: intracellular protein transport; retrograde transport, endosome to Golgi. Bases 130 to 690 code for a protein of 186 amino acids. Lineage: Eukaryota; Metazoa; Chordata; Actinopteri; Spariformes; Sparidae. The transcript is spliced from 5 exons. The record is from RefSeq and is a predicted model, not a curated record. Gene Ontology annotation, cellular component: retromer complex; endosome.